Molecule: messenger RNA, 2453 nt
Organism: Exaiptasia diaphana
Lineage: Eukaryota; Metazoa; Cnidaria; Anthozoa; Actiniaria; Aiptasiidae
Product: beta-secretase 1
Exons: 11
Coding region: 219-1685 (488 amino acids)
Biological process (GO): membrane protein ectodomain proteolysis; amyloid-beta metabolic process
Cellular component (GO): membrane; trans-Golgi network; endosome
Molecular function (GO): aspartic-type endopeptidase activity
Source: RefSeq, a predicted model, not a curated record
GCAGGAUCGAGAAUCAACAUGGAAGAGGGCUCGACUUGAAAAAGCGAACAAACUUGGAUUUAGCCCAAUGAAACCCCAACAAUUACUUGGUAUAUCAAAGAUAUAAUAUCAAAGAGACGUUGAAUAAGGUUUAAGUCUUUUUAUGGAAUGAAUUGGACGUAUUUGGAGGACCGAAGUGAACAGCUAUUUCUGUAUGAUCGGUCGCAUCGCGAGCAAGUAUGCGACUACAAUUUAACGUGUUUUGGGUUUCUUUCGCCGUUUAUUUCAUAUGUUUGAUGAACUUUACACACGGAAAGAAGAUUUCAAAGCGAAAAUCAAUUCAUAGAAUUCCUCUUAUUCGGACGAAAAGAGAUUUAAGAGAUUCACAUGGAGUACCGAUGGAAAACCUCAAAGGGCGCCCAGGACAAGGGUAUUACAUUGCGACUAAUUUAGGAAAACCUCCACAACGGAUUAAUGUACUUGUAGACACAGGAAGUAGUAACUUUGCUGUAGCUGCUGCGGGUCAUCCUUAUGUACCAUAUUAUUUUCACAUUGAAAAGUCUAAAACAUACAAAGACCUGAAUAGGCCAGUGUCUGUGCCUUACACUCAAGGGAAUUGGGAAGGAGAGCUGGGCUCUGACCUUUUAAAGUUUAUAGAAGGACCAAAUGCUACUGUUAGAGUAGAUGUGGCCAGUAUUUUGUCUUCUGAAAACUUUUUUAUCAAUGGAUCAAUGUGGGAGGGUAUCCUGGGGCUAGGAUAUGCAAGGCUGGCAAAGCCUGAUUCAAGUGUUGUUCCUGUUUUUGACCAGUUUGUAAGAGAAAGAGCUGUCCAAAAAGACUCUUUUUCAAUGCAGCUUUGCGGAAGCAGUGAGAUUGAGCCGUCAUCAGAGCCUACAGUGGCAGGAACUAUGGUAUUUGGUGAUAUUGACGAUGAAUUGUAUAAAGGCGACAUGUUAUAUACCCCUAUAGUUAAAAAAUGGUAUUAUGAAGUAGUUAUUACUGAUAUUGCUGUMGAUGGGGAAAGUCUAAAUUUGGAUUGUAAAAAGUAUAACUAUGACAAGACUAUUGUUGACAGUGGCACCACCAAUCUCAGAGUAUCUGAAGAAGUAUUCAACUCUAUUCUAGACAGACUACGAAAGUUUGACAGACUUGGAGUACCAGAUGACUUUUGGUAUGGCAGACAAAUGAUGUGCUGGAAUUAUGACAAAACUCCUUGGGAGGAAUUUCCUGAUAUGUCCAUUUCACUUUUAUCAUCAAUCAGCCCUUCAAAGGAAUUUAGACUUAAGAUUCCUCCUCAGUUAUAUUUAAGAGAAACAAUAGAGCAUGGGCCACUGUUGGGACAGCAUUGUUAUAAAUUUGCAAUCACWAGAGCUGAAAAAGGCACUGUUAUUGGAGCAGUCAUUAUGGAAGGCUUUUAUGUGGUAUUUGAUAGAGAAAAUGUGCAAGUUGGAUUUGCAGCAACUACAUGUGGAGCUGAGGGUCGUCUGAAUCCAAGGUCUGAGGUUUCUGGUCCAUUUAGUAGAGAUCCUGUAGACUGUGAAUAUAUAGAGACAGAAAGUUCAGACACAGCACUAUUAACAGUAGCAUAUGUUAUGGCGGGGGUUUGUGGGUUGUGUUUAUUACCAAUAUUCAUUCUUCUUGGUCAAGCAAGCUGCAGACGUAAAAAAGAUCCGGCUAGCUUACUGUCAGGCAGUGACUAUAAAUAGGCAAACAAUUCACAUACUAGCUUAUUUAUUACUUAGGAUUGGUGGGUUGACAAAKAUGAUGAUUUCACUUUGGGCAACUGCUUCCUUAUACUAUACCAUGGUAGAUACAGUCAAACACAAUCAGACCUUAAUAAUGAAGUAUCAGCAAUCAGCUACUGUUCACUGCAAAGGGAGGUUUUUUUUUAGUCAUUUUUGUUUUAGUGAGAUGUCUUGAAGUGUCUGCCAUAAUUUGGUAUCCAUGACAUCACGGUGUCUGCUCUUUAUAUCAAAACUAAAUGAAUAUUUUUUUAAUCAAUGUAUGCUAAAAAGAUUUUUCUUUUGUUUGGUGGUGGGGGGAGGGGGGGCCUAGGUGGAGAAGAACAGGCUUCUUUCUGGUAAAUCAUGUUUUAUUGAUAAUUUUGGAAAUAACUCAUCCACACCUCCUUAGUAAUAAAUUAGGCAUAACGACUUGUAUAUUCAUUCUAUGUUUAUGUUGUAUAUAUAUUAUGCUGUUGUAAGACAUGUACUCCUUGAAUCAAACAACUCUGUAUAGCAAAUAGCUUUGUAAUUUAAUUAUGAGACAAUGCAAUAUUGUUUGUCUAUAACCAUAUAUAUUUGUUAAUAUCAUAGUCAUGACAUAAUAGAUUAAACUAAAAAAAAAAACUAUUUAAGGCCCAUUAUUAGCAUUCAUCAGAUAUUAAUGUAUGACGAAAAUAUACACAUAUUAUGCAAUAUACCUAUUUGUAACAAACAUGAAAAAUUGUGGAAAUAAAAAUCGAUAUUUGUGUU